This is a messenger RNA of Psylliodes chrysocephalus, 1305 nucleotides long. The record is from the annotation of a GenBank genome assembly. NCBI's taxonomy places the organism in Eukaryota, Metazoa, Arthropoda, Insecta, Coleoptera, Chrysomelidae.
UGAUCGUUUUAUUUUAAUAGCACUUUUGUCAUUUUAUGUCAAUGGUGCAUAAUUUUUGUACAACCUUUUUUUAAUUUUUUUGUACGAUUUUUGUACAGUUUUUGUACGAUUUUGUUACACUUCCAAUGUCUAAACAAACACCAGCUCGUGGUAGAAAAAAAUUUAAGGACAGACUGAAAAAGAAAAAACUUGGCAUUGAAGAGCCUGUCAGGAAAACCAUGUUUGAUUUAGUUAUGGAAAAUUUAAAGAUAGCUGGCAGAAAGACCUUCCUUCAUCGAGUCGUUUAUAUAGGAAGACAUACUUUCGACAAGGAGUCGGAAAAGGCUAUAUCGUUGUUUGGUAGAACUAUUGAGACCAAGGGCAUUGAGCCGAUUACAGGUUUGUACUUACAUUACCGUAAUUUGUUUGUUCACGUAGUUGAAACUGACGAAGAUAGUAUAACUAAACAUUUAAAAUUACUUUAUGCAGACCCAGAUGUUGGAUAUUUGUACGAUAUCAAAUUGUUAGGAGAUCUCUGUCAUAUCAAUAAUAGACUCAUUUCAUUUUGGGCCACCUAUGUAGGUACACCCAAACUGCUAGUUAACCCUCCCACACAAUCUGGUAAUGAGACUGUUAGAGAUGCUGCCAUUCAAGUUUUCAACUGCAUAAAUAAAAUAAACAGAUUAGUAGACAAAAUGUACGGUACAUCCAAUAUGAGUCUGGAAGAGGCAAACGAAGUGAGCGUUGUUAACGAAAUGAGAAGUAUAGAACCUAGCAUGUCCGAGCUCAAAAAGGAAGAGGGAGUGGGAUCUAAAAUACUUGGUUCAUUUUAUAUUGGCGAUAGUGCUUCUCCAUAUAGAGACUUUUUACCAGAAAAUGAAUUACUUGACUAUUUAGUGUCAUCACCAUUUACUCCUGACUUAAUGCAAUAUUUAAUAAUAUCAAGAACGGUCUUACAAGAAACUGAAUAUAACGACAGAGUAUGGCCUGUACCUGCAGAUUCCGUCCAGUAUGACGUUUUUGAAACUAUCUAUGAUAGAGAUGUUGUCAUGCCCAUAUCGGGAAGACCAUUUACCAGAAAAAAAGAGGGAUCAAGUGAGGACGUUGAUGAAUACCUUGAAGACGAAGAACAUAUUGAGAGCAAUACAUAAUCAUUUACUGACAAAAAUUAAAAAGCGAUAUCUAGAAGAUAUAAGGAAAUAAGUCACAAGUAGUCUUGUCUAAAUGUGUCCAACGUACAAGAAGAUUUGGUAAUUAAUGGUAAGAGCCGAUUUCCGUUAAUUUAUGACAGCAUACCUAGAUGUUGAAUGGAGAAGAAUUUGGUUU